Molecule: messenger RNA, 912 nt
Organism: Pieris macdunnoughi
Lineage: Eukaryota; Metazoa; Arthropoda; Insecta; Lepidoptera; Pieridae
Source: the annotation of a GenBank genome assembly
AUGCACAAGUACCAGCCCCGGUUCCACCUAGUGAGGGCCAACGACAUCUUGAAGCUGCCUUACUCCACCUUCAGGACCUACGUCUUCAAGGAGACGGAGUUCAUCGCGGUCACCGCCUAUCAGAAUGAAAAGAUAACACAACUGAAAAUCGACAAUAACCCUUUCGCGAAAGGGUUUAGAGACACAGGUGCGGGGAAAAGGGAAAAGAAUCUGUCUGUGUACCGCAGGCAAGCGUUGUUGACGGCGCGGUCUGACCCCAGAGACGAUGACGAUGAGCGACCACUGGACGUCGGAGGACCCUCCAGUCCGCCCCCUCCCGCACCUACCACGCAGCAUUCUACCAGCUCAUGGUUCACAUCGAGCGGUGGCGGUGGUGAUUCUGGCCCAGAAGAAGCCGGUUCCGACUCCUCUUGUUCAGGAGGGCCGCGAGCGCAGUCUCCUCCACCCGGACCUUCCCGGCCUUCGCCCGCUCCUGACGUGUCCCUGGGUCCACCUAUCCAACCUCCCCUUUUACCAUAUCUAUAUCCUCAUUCGUUAUAUCCCCCACCGUUCUUCCCGCCGCAUCAAAUGCCGCCAGGACUUCUGUUCAACCUUCACCCUCUCCUGCAGCAGUACUCUCUACCACCUCCCCCCGCUCCUAAUCCCACGCCGUCCCUGAGCAAAACGCACAGGUUCGCCCCCUACGCUUUACCGGGCCUGGGAUCAGCGUUCGAGCAAGUAGCGCCCCGAGCGAGGAGUUUGUCUUCGUCGCCUGCGCGGCCGCGAGUGGGCUCACCCCCGGCGAGAGCGGCGUCUGCUGAUCCCCCACCGGAUGCCCCCACGUCCACGACGACCCCUAACACGCCCCCGGCGUCCGACCUAAAGAGCAUCGAGCGUAUGGUGAACGGCCUGGAUGUGGAGACUCAGGACUGA